AUGUCAAAUACUCUGUUUCCUGGUGUUGCUGUCGUGACGGGAGCUGGAGGGACAGGAAUCGGUGCAGCCACGGUCAAAGCAUUCGCUGCUGCCGGAUGCAAGCAGAUUGCUAUCACUGAUAUCAAUGAAGUUUCAUUAGAACAAACUCGGGACGCAAUCGCCUCCGCCUAUCCCGAAACCCAGCUGCUGAUAAGGCCUGGGAACAUCGCGGAUGAGACAUUUGUCGAGUCUUAUAUGCAAGAAGUCAUAGACGCAUUCAAACGCAUCGAUUAUGCCGUCAACUGUGCCGGAGUCCUAGGAGGAGGCCAACGCUCCACAGAAUCAACAUCCGAAUCCUUCGACCGCAUCAACGGCGUCAACUACAAAGGCUGCUGGCUUUGCUCUCGAGCAGAACUAAAACACAUGCUUAAGCAAGAUCCAUUACCCAGCCAUGAUCCAGAUCGUGGACCUCAACGCGGAUCCAUUGUCAACGUCGCAAGUCAGCUCGGAAUAGUCGGACGUCCGGAGGCUUGUAAGUCAUCAUUCGCCCCCUCAAUAUAUCUUACUGCAUCCGGAUCUCUAAACUCUGUUUGCUUCCCCUCAGCUGCGUACUGUGGUUCCAAGGCUGCCGUGAUUGGCAUGACCCGCUCGGAUGCGAUCGAUUAUUCCAAGGACGGAAUAAGAGUUAACUGUGUCUGUCCGGGUCUUGUUGAGACUCCCAUGACUGUACAGUCUGAGGAGUUGCGCGAGAGAUUCAGACCGGCUGUAGAAAUCGCUCCGAUGAAGAGGAUGGGAAAGCCGGCUGAAAUUGCUGAUUCUAUUCUAUUUCUCUGCUCUACGCAGGCGUCGUUUGUUCAAGGUCAUGCCCUUGUUGUGGAUGGAGGGUAUGUCAUCAAUUAGUCUUCCUUUGAUGGGGUAUAUCUUUGCCUAGAACCAUAUACACAUAUACACUUCGUUCUCGAAAUUUUACUAUUAGUCCUGCUCGUUCGACGCCAUCUCUUUCCAAUUGAAAUGAGUUUCCCACGAAUGACCAGCCCUCAGGACCUUCGAUUCUUGCCACAACCCUCCAACAAUUUCCAUCCCCACGGGUAAGAGUACCUUUUCAUCGUCCUUAGCCGGGCAAAUCCCACUGGAAUAGACAUUGCAGGAUGGCCAGUGAGAUUAAAGACCGCCGUGUUUAUCGUAAGCCCCAUACUAGGCUUAAUCGACUCCAUGGGAAAGCCACGCGUACCAUGUUUCGGCGCAACAAUAGGCGUUGUAGGCAUGACCACAACAUCAUACUUCUCAAAAAUCUCUUCGUACAAGUCGCGAAGUUUCCGGCCGAUGUUGUUUGCCUUGGCAUAAAGUUCCGGGAAUCGAGACAUAAGAUAAAGGCCGUUGAUC
Aspergillus ruber CBS 135680 is the source of this 1362-nucleotide messenger RNA. RefSeq names its product SDR family NAD(P)-dependent oxidoreductase. The record is from RefSeq and is a predicted model, not a curated record. The transcript has 2 exons. NCBI's taxonomy places the organism in Eukaryota, Fungi, Ascomycota, Eurotiomycetes, Eurotiales, Aspergillaceae. The coding region runs from base 1 to 879 and encodes 292 amino acids.